This is a messenger RNA of Arabidopsis arenosa, 2518 nucleotides long. NCBI's taxonomy places the organism in Eukaryota, Viridiplantae, Streptophyta, Magnoliopsida, Brassicales, Brassicaceae. The record is from the annotation of a GenBank genome assembly.
GAGUAUCUUUCUUCUCAUCUCAGUGGACAAUUUUAGUUUGUUUGUAAUGGCUGAGUCGUCGACGAUCCAAGUAAGUCUGGUUCGUUGUCCCAAGUGCAAGAAUCUCUUACAGGAGCCUAAAGAUUGCCCCUUUUUUCAGUGUGGUGGUUGUGGAACUGUUCUUUGCGCCAAGAACAAGGACCGUGAAGCUGAUUUAUUGUCGGUUAAGUCCGUAGAAAAUAGAGCCAAAGAAACUCAAGUUAAUUCUGGUUCAAUUGAUGGAGAAUCUGAUUCAGAUGCUUCAUUAAGACACCAACAAAAUGGUCAAACAGAGACUUGGGAUGUUCACAGUGAUCCUACUUCGAAACUGAAUGUUGUUGAUCCGGGUAAUAACGAUUCUCAACCAGGUUUGGAUCGGUUUAGGCAAAGAACAACAAAGAGAUGCGAUUUCCAAGGUUUCAGAUUCUCCACUUCUAACUACUUUACAGAUUCUCUGUCUAGUGAUGAAGCAAUUGAGCAAGACAGAGCUGGACUGGUGAGAAAAUUGGAUAAGCUAAAAGAACAGCUUGAUCAACCUAAAGAGCAGCAGAUCCCGAGUCCGUCUCCAAGAUUCGAAAAGGCUCCAUUGCGGGUUUUCAGUUCCGGGAAACAUAUUGUAGGUCCUUCCUGUUACCAGUAUUAUCCAGAACCCGAGCCUCCAUGUCUUUAUAACAAUGACGCUGAUGUUUCUCUACGUGGUCCGAUGCUUAAACCGGCUCAUGUUCCAGCAUAUGGAGACCCUCACGGGUUCCAAAUGCAUGAAAGAACUCUGCAGCCAUCUCAUCUGCACAACUCUAGACAGUAUAUUGGCAAUAAUGGUCAUGAUUUGUUUGAUACACAUCCUGGAAAUGGGAUGUUUCAUCAAUCAACUUGCUCUUGUUCCCACUGCUAUGAUCCAUAUCAUAGAGCUUCGGGCUCAGUGUUUCCUCCCUCAGGGUUACCUGAUGCUCUGCGUAAUGCCGGUUUUUACCCUCAUGAGAGAAGUUUUGGGUUUGGUACUUCAUUGCAUGGUCCGAGAACCUUUAUUCCUCCUGGUUCUCAAUCUCCCGGUCCACAGCUCCAACGAAGAUGCCCGAGUGGAUUUAAGGAUACGGGAAUGAAUGCAAUUUCUCGUGUUCACCUCCCUAAACGUGUAUCAUCUUCAGGUGGCUCUCGCCUAAUUUACCCUGUGGCUGGUGGUGCACCAUUUAUAAACUGUAUAAACUGCUUCAAACUUCUGAAAUUGCCAGACAAAAUAGAUUCUGCUACGAGAAAGAAACAGAGAAUGCGCUGCGGAGCAUGCUCUUGUGUAAUAGGUUAUACCUUUGUUGAUAAGAAACUCAUUCUCUCUACAGAUCCUGCUUCAGUAAGAAAAGCAGAAACUCAUAGUAGCCUGCGUUGGGAAACUACUGCUAACUUCUCUUCUGAUGACUAUGAUAAUGCUGCUUACGAAUUCCAUGCAAUGGAUAGAGGACCAGCCGAUGUAUCAACUGGUCUGGCUUUGAUCUCCAACAAAGCUCAAGAAAUGCAGAUUGCGGAUCCUACUUCUCCUAGCGUGUCUGAAGAUGAGUUAAGUUCAGACAGUUCAACAGUUAGGAAAGUUACUCCUGAUUCGCCUCUUCACAAAUACUCUGAAUACUCUUCGAUCAAUAUAAGGGACCGGUCUGGGCCAAGGAGCCGAAGCUCUCGUUCAGAACAGGACAGGGUCACACUGAGCAAAACAUCCAUGAGACAGAACUCUAUGAAAGAAGCUUCAGUUGCAAUUGAGAUGGACGUUAAUGACUACUCUCACAACAAUGAAGUGUCACAAGAUUCUGCAAAUGACUAUACAGAUGAUCAGGGAAGAACCAAGAAGGCCGGAUUUGCGAGUAUCGUGAAGAAUAGCUUCAAGGAUCUGAAGAAAUCCAUACAGAACGAAGGCAGAAGUGAUGUCUCAAUAAAUGGGCAACCUGUAGCUGAACGUCUUGUGAAAAUGGCAGAGAAGCAGGCUGGACCAAUCCGACCAGGAAACUACUGGUACGACUACAGAGCUGGAUUCUGGGGAGUAAUGGGAAGUCACUGCCUUGGAAUACUACCGCCUUUCAUUGAAGAGCUCAAUUACCCAAUGCCAGAGAAUUGCGCUGGCGGAACCACAAGAGUCUUUGUGAACGGAAGAGAGCUUCACCAGAAAGACCUGCGCUUGCUCACCGCCAGAGGUCUCCCACGGGAUAGAGAUCGAUCCUACACUGUUUACAUCUCAGGUAGAGUCAUAGACGAAGAUACCGGUGAAGAGCUAGAUAGUCUUGGCAAACUCGCCCCAACGGUCGAUAAGCUAAAGCGUGGGUUUGGGAUGAGAGUUCCGAGGAGAGCUGCAUGAAGAAUCUUAGAAAUGUUCAUGAGCCUCUCCGUUGUGUUGUUGUAUUCUCUGAACAUCCGUGUUAGAUUAUCCUAACAUUACUAGGCUAAACUUUUUUCUAACUCUAGAGAGCCUUAUGAUCAAUGUAAAGAAUGAGAAAGUGGAAAAUGAAAUAUCAUUAUUAGU